This is a messenger RNA of Chara braunii, 2050 nucleotides long. The record is from the annotation of a GenBank genome assembly. Lineage: Eukaryota; Viridiplantae; Streptophyta; Charophyceae; Charales; Characeae.
AUAGUGUUUGAUAAAAACCUCUCGCUAUCUUCGUGCAGGUGGCGGUAGAUGUGUGGAGGGGCCCUUGGUGGCAUUUUGGGUCUUCCAAAGCGUCAAUUAUCGACCUCCCUGUUUUGGCCUUGCAUCAUUUUUUAGCUUAUGUUAUUCGGACGACUGAUUCUUUUUUGUUUCUCUUGUUUUUGAAACUAUGGCUGGAGUCCCGCCUAACCAAGGUUGUUUUACUUGUGGAUCUCUCCACCACUGGAGUCGGGAAUGUCCGCAGAGAUCUCAUGGCUUCCGACCACCGGCCACAAGGGCAAACGCUAUUCCCACUUCGACUCCGUUACUCGCUCUUCCUGCGCCUAACGUGGCUCCAGCUCCUGCGGUCAACCAAGCUGCCUCUGGUUCUGCGGGACACUCUGCCUUCAGCUAUCAACCUCGUCCAAGAACAAAUUGGUGGAAAGACAACCAGGAGCAGCUGGACAAGGUCUAUAACAAGUUCAUGGAAGAUGAAGAGAAAGAAAGGAGAUGUCAGGAGUUGGAGGAAAAAGACAGAGUGAAGAAGGAGGAGGAGACUAAACGGAGUGAAUGGAAGAAAGAAAGAGAGCGGCUGAAAGCAGAAAUCUCUGCCAAACUCGACAAACGUUUCGAAGAGCUUGGUCUUAAGCAAAAGGAGACACAAGAGAGCAAGGGUCUAUCCGAUGAAGUCACGCGUUUGAGGAAGGAGAAUGAAGAACUGUUAAGAAAGAUCGGUGGCGUUGCAAGUAAUUAUGAGGUGGAUGAUGAGUUGGCACGCCUUAAACGGAAAAACGAGGAAUUGAGGAAGCGGCGCAGUAGGGCAAGUACUAGUCAGGAUGAGGACUGUGUUUCUCGGCUCCAGAAGGAGAUCUGUGAGUUGCGGAAGCAAGUGGGAAGCAAGCAAGUAGAGAGUGACGAGAUUUUUGUAUUGAAACAAGAAUUGGGCGAGCUUAAACAAUCAGCCUACAUGAAGACUAACUUCGAGCAAGAGAUCGUUGGGCUACGUAGGGAGGUGGACUCUUUACGCAGAAUGAACGAGAGGGCGAUGGAAGAAACCAAGCAAUGGAAGGAUGAGGCCCUGAGGCCGGGGAACAAGCGCGGCAGUGUGGUUGUGGAUACACCAGCUAUCUCAAACAGGGGUAAUCCUAAGCCGAGAUGGACAAAAAGUAUGAAAGAUGACAACAGGUGGAAGGAGGAAUAUAAGAAACUACAAGGACUUCAUCGAGUGGCGAACGCGCAGGCUGAACUCCUGAAGGAGAAACGAGCGACUGCCGAGGUGAAACGAAUGGAGGCAGAAGGGCAAGUGAAGGAGUUGGAGGAAAAGAUGAGCCGCCUGAAGGCAGCGGAGGCUGGUAAUGAACGAGUGGGGGGUGGUACUAAUCUUAAGGACCGUUUAGAAGCUAUGGCGUUAGGGUCAGCACGAAGGGGAAAGAAAGCGAUGCCGGGAAGAGGCUCCUCGAAGGAAGACCAGGUGUCUAAUGAGGUUAAUGAUCGCUUCCAAUUUGUGGAAGAACAGAAAAAGCAAUUGCGUAAUCUCAAGAAGACGAGACUGGAGCUAAUGUGUAAGGAAGCAGGAAUUCGGACGGAAAAAGUUGAUCAGAUGGUUUGCGAAUUAGCAGAAUUUCGGGUUGAGCAGGCUUUUGGGCCUAUAUGGGCUAAGGAUCCGGCAUCCAAAGGUAAGCAGCCGGUGCAUGUGGUAGAGGAUGAUUCGGAGCAGAGGGAUGUCGACACCUCUGAGGAAGGAGAUGAGAGGUCAGUGGAGUUAUGAGGUGAGCCCGGACGUGGCUACGUUGUGGCUGCUGACUAAUGAUUGUCGAAACAAGCGUAAGGGGGUGGGCUUAUUGCCAGGUAAAUCCUCUAUUCUAUCUAAUGACGGUCAGGUACAUGAUGAUGCGUCUUUCUCCUCGGUCCUUCCUGUUAUUUCUACUUCGACCUCUCUUGGCUCCUCUUCCCCUCUCGCCUCGUCUCUGCCAUGCAAAUUCCUCUCUUCUAUGGUCCCAACCCUCCUUGAUGAUUCAAUUCGUUUCUUGUGUGAUAAAGCCUUUAAUGGUUA